This is a messenger RNA of Ceutorhynchus assimilis (cabbage seed weevil), 2306 nucleotides long. The record is from the annotation of a GenBank genome assembly. NCBI's taxonomy places the organism in Eukaryota, Metazoa, Arthropoda, Insecta, Coleoptera, Curculionidae.
CCAUUCUAGGCCCGAAAAGAGAUACUUUUCCAAAGCAAAAGCGACCGGAAAGUAUAUUCUUUCCGAACAGUUGCCGGACGUUAGAUUAAAAAUAGCUAAGAAAUACCAAUACGCUAACCAAUUUGUUAUAGUUACUCAAGUAUACCUAGGUACAAAUUCAAAGUCACUAUUAUCAACAGCAAAAAUCUUAAUUGUUUAUAAUUUUAUGGGGUCGAGUUAAAUCAGUUCGAACUUGUGUCAUAAUUAGCGUGAAAUGCCCAUUUAUGAUAAGGUGGCCCAUUGGGAUAAAACAAUCCCACUACCUUGAAAGCCUGGCCAAACUCUCUGCUACCACCACCGUUUAUAUUCAAUACGUCUUAUUGCGCUUUGACCAGGCGUGUGGUAGUCGGCACUUACCAGCUGAUUAGUGCUUCUGUUGUAGUGAGUGAGUGGAGUAAAGAUGAGCGAUAUAGAAACGGCUCCCUUGUUCAACAAAGUGGAAAUGCAACAAUUUAUUGAAACGGAAAUUGAACAACAAACAGAGAAGUUGCUGAAAACGUCUACAGAUACCGCUACCGACAUGGAAAUGCAGACCUUUGGACCUCAACUGCUAACUAAGCCUCGUGAUUCCAAAAACAAUGAUUAUUUUGAUGAUGCCAACAAUCCCGAAUUACCAAAUGAUACUGAAAAAAAAGAAGAGAUCGGGAGCCUUGAGGUCUUCACAGAUGCUGAUGUCCACGUGGAAAGGAAGAAUUCUGGUACAUUUGUAUUAGGAAUACUGACCAACAAUUCUGAAAAUAAAAUCGAUUCCCAAUCAACCCAAGUUGAGGGGUUAGAUAUUUCUGAAAAACUUCCACCUCAUGAUACCCCGGAUUCAGGAUUGGACAUCAGUCUACCAACUGUCAGAGCAACAAGAAACGGUAUUGUUAUUUUUGGCCGCCACAUGACCUGUGAAUUACUGAUUUACAGUAUUAUCUACCUUGCUUGCAUAAUAUUUGCUUUCGGUUAUGCAGUAUACCAUGCUGUGAGCUUGAUUAUUGGUGUUUUUGAAAAAGACAAAUCAGAAGAUUUGGAUGAAAUUUCAAAUAAAUGAUGGACACAUUAUUUGAAAACCAGUAUUAUUAUUUUAUAGUUUUUUCUUCAUACAUAAUACACCUAGUAUACAUAAUUUAAUUCGUAGAAGUGUUAUUUUUAAAUAAUAUUCUAAGUUUCUAUACCAUAGGUUAAAAAAAAGUCUCAAUUCAAUCUAGAGCUUUUUGAUAGGAAUCUAUCCUAAAUACAGAUCUCAACUUCAUUUGCCGUCCUUUCCAGAGAGAUACCAUUUUGAGAAUAUUGUUUAUUCCAGGUACAAUUGAACUUUUUAUUUUUCUAUAUACCUAUUUUGCUUAACAAUUUACUCGUACUCGCCAUCUAAAAUUGCAGUUCUGUGAAGAGGCUUAACGCAAAGUUGUUUUCUGGUAGAUAUUUUUUGUACAACAGAUUUGCAGUCACCUAUAGAAUCAUCUUCAUACAUUAUUUUUUUGUAGUCAGAACUAUGUUGCCUCUCCAUAUCGAACUCGAACCCAUAAUCUUCUUUUACUGGUAUCCUCUCCUCUUGGACCACAAAAAUCAAUAAAUUAAUUUGAAAUGGAUGAGUUUCUCUUUAUAAUGGUUUUGGGUUACUUUUGUCUCAUUAUCAGCAAAAUUUUCAGUUUUUUCCAAUCUGAUCUCAUAGCAACCAAAGUUUUCAAUGCGGCAAAAACGGAAUUAGCAAAAAAGUGAAAAUCUCAAAUCUGACCCAUUUUGUGAAAUUAGAAUUUCCUUGCUUUGGUAAACAUUAUUUUUAAUUUAAGCAUUAGUGGCGGCUCUCUAAUAAAUGCUGUUUUAUUACAAACCCUUCAAAAUUAUUUGCACACAUCCAUUACUAUUACAAAUCAGAAUCUUGUUAACUACUUUGCCUUCACAUUUUCAAGUACACAAUCAAAUAAAAACAUCGAGCCGCCACCUAAUCAAAUAAGUGUGAAUAUAUUCCAUAAUUUUUCAUCUGUAGAUUAGCAAAUAUGUAAUAUAAAAUAAAUGGCCAUAUAAUCAUUUGAAAAAAAUGUUUUAUUUUUACCUUUGGGAAUUUCUGGAUCAAUAAUCAAAGCAGGAUACCAAGGAUAACCACGACACUUGGCCCAAACCAAUUGCAGAGGUUGCAGAAUUUUCUCAAUUCCAGUUUCAGCCAACAAAUCACUGCCAUCCUCUUCAUCGCUUUCAAUAUCACUGGGAUUAAGCGAAUAGCAUGUAGAUAAUGAAUUAUCACUGUCACUUUUUUCAUCGUCUGUUUCCCUAGCACCUCGAUAUAU